This is a messenger RNA of Octopus sinensis (East Asian common octopus), 393 nucleotides long. RefSeq names its product GSK3-beta interaction protein-like. The transcript has a single exon. The record is from RefSeq and is a predicted model, not a curated record. Gene Ontology annotation, biological process: regulation of canonical Wnt signaling pathway. Lineage: Eukaryota; Metazoa; Mollusca; Cephalopoda; Octopoda; Octopodidae. Gene Ontology annotation, molecular function: protein kinase A binding; kinase regulator activity. Gene Ontology annotation, cellular component: cytoplasm. Bases 1 to 393 code for a protein of 130 amino acids.
AUGGCAGACACCGAUUCCACUCUGUGCGACGACGAGGAAUAUACUCUAAAAAUUGAGGCAGAGUCGGUUGUAAAUGAAAUCGCUUAUGCUGUGAAAUGUGUGCAGCUUUCAGAUGUCCUUCCCUCGGCCGAUAACUUGAUCUAUCUCAAUCUACGCACGAAAGAAAACCAAAAGUAUUGCGUACAACUUUCUACAGAAGGUUUUCAAAUAGUCGGUCAUGAUUUCGAUAGCCUUGAUAAUGUCAGUAAUGGCAAAUAUUUUGAGACCAUCUACAGCCUCUUGGACAACGUCAGUCCCGAGUACCGAAAUUCUUUUGGCGAUGUUCUUCUCUCCAAACUACAAAAAGUACAGGAACAACAAGAACAGGUCUCUGAGAAGGACGAUCUACAAUGA